AUGUCCAGCACCUUGGACCCUCCCUCGCGGCGCACCUUCCCCUCGCCGCCUCAUAGCUGGGAAAUCUCCUUCGUCAACAUUGCUGCGCCUCUCGCCGCCCCGCGCAGUGGGAGAAGCUUCGUCGUUGGCGUUGACGCGCCUCCCGCCGCCCCACGCGGUGGGGGAACCUUCGUCGUUGACAUUGCUGCGCCUUCCGCCGCCCCGUGCAGUGGUGAAAACCUCGUCGUCGGCGCUGAUGCGCCUCCCGCCGCCCCGUGCGGUGGGGGAACCUUCGUCAUCGGCGUUGACACGCCUUCCGCCGCCCCGCGCAGUGGGGGAACCUUCGUCGUCGGCGUCGACAUGCCUUCCGCCGCCCCGCGCAGUGGGGGAACCUUCGUCGUCGGUGUUGUCAUGCCUUCCGCCGCCCCGCGCAGUGGGGGAACCUUCGUCGUCGGUGUUGUCAUGCCUUCCGCCGCCCCGCGCAGUGGGGGAACCUUCGUCGUCGGCGUUGACAUGCCUUCCGCCGCCCCGCGCAGUGGGGGAACCUUCGCCGUCGGCGUUGACAUGCCUUCCGCCGCCCCGCGCAGUGGGGGAACCUUCGCCGUCGGCGUUGACAUGCCUUCCGCCGCCCCGCGCAGUGGGGGAACCUUCGUCGUUGGCGUUGACAUGCCUUCCGCCGCCCCGCGCAGUGGGGGAACCUUCGUCGUUGGCGUUGACAUGCCUUCCGCCGCCCCGCGCAGUGGGGGAACCUUCGUCGUUGGCGUUGACAUUCCUUCCGCCGCCCGGUGCAAGCAGGGUAUCUUCUCGUCCUUCCUCUUCACCCUGCUUGCCCGCCGGAUCCACGUCCAUGUCUUCGGCUUGGCGCCUUCCAUCCCCUCCGUGCUGGCCUCCGGCCAGUACCUGGCGUCAGGAAUUUCCUACGUCGACAUGUCGUACCUGUUCGGUGUCUCCAAGACACUCUGCCACGAGCUUGUCGACGUGUUCCUCACCGAGUUCCCCUCCGUCUUCAAGGCCGCCUGGGUGCGCUUCCCCACAGGCGAAGAGCUUCCCGAGAUGGCGCGUGAAUUUGCAGCCAUCAAAGGUGUACCUGCAGUGGUGGGGGCUGUGGACGGGACUCAUAUCCACAUGAAAAGGGAUGGAAGGGCACAGAGCGGAGUACUGGACAAGGAAGUCGGCCUAUGCCUUACAACUCCAGCUCACAUGUGA
Molecule: messenger RNA, 1185 nt
Organism: Closterium sp. NIES-65
Lineage: Eukaryota; Viridiplantae; Streptophyta; Zygnematophyceae; Desmidiales; Closteriaceae
Source: the annotation of a GenBank genome assembly